AAUCAAUCAAUCAAAAAAGUUGCAAACAGAUCUAGAGAUCCAAGGAUGGCUUGUGUAGCUGUAGCUUCUCUUCUCAGAACAAUAGAGCUUGAGUUCUUGCAGUAUAAGCCUCGUCCAGUUGUUCUAGACAAUGAUCUUAUCUCUCCCAACAAAGACUUGAUCCAAUCUUUCCACCAAGAGCUUGGAUCUCUCAUAAGUCAGCUCGAUGAGGAAAGAAUCAAUAUGGAUGGUGUUGAAGCAGUUAAACCCUUGGAAACCAAGCUCAGGGAUUUAGCGUUCAGAGUGGAAGAUGAAAUCGAACUCCUAGUAGCACAUCUUUAUGAUGAUGAUGAGGAGGAUAUUGAAGAUGAAUAUUUAGUCCGAGUAGCAGAUCUCUUUGUGGAAGAGGAAGACGAACUCGAUUUGUACGUGGAAAAACCACAGCCGGAUAGAUAUGCGGAGAAACUUGGUCAAGUUUUUCAAAGUGCAAUGGAAGAAAUAGAAGCCAUCAAGGAAGCGUUGAAGAAAAUCAAGAAUAGGGACGAGGCAGAAGGAAGAAAGACAGGCAAUGAUGUUCUACAAAGGUCUCAACUUCUUUCCUCCCACCAUGCUUCACACUCCAAGGAAAAAAUGGUCGGGAAAAAAGACGAGUUUGAGAUAAUCAAGAAGCUGCUAACUGAACUUGGAUCUAAGGAAAAAAAAGUUGUAUCAAUUAUAGGUAUGGGAGGAAUCGGUAAGACAACUUUGGCUAAACAAAUCUACGAAGAUCCAUCAAUUUUUCUCCACUUUGAUGUGCGAGCGUGGGUUGUUGUGUCACAGCUUCACAACAAGAGGCAAAUGCUUGUAAGUCUUCUUAAUUCAAUUUCCAAACAAGACAACAUAGAAAACUCCACUAAUGAUGAUCUUGCUUUAAAACUUUACCAAAGUUUAAGGCAUCAAAGGUACAUGAUUGUGGUUGAUGAUGUUUGGAGUGGUGACGCAUGGGAUGAUGUUAGCAAUUGCUUUCCUGAUGAUGGAAAUGGGAGUCGAGUAUUGUUAACAACUCGCCUCGCAGAGGUGGCAAAUUAUACUAGCUCCGACAAUGACUUUUCUCAUCAUAUGCAAUUAUUGGAUCAAACUGAUAGUUGGAAUUUAUUUUGUGAAAAUGCAAGUAAAUCUCGUGAUGCUAAAUUUGAGAUAAUUGGGAGGCCAAUUGUUGAAAAAUGCAAAGGAUUGCCUCUAGCAAUAUUUGUAGUUGCCGGACUGUUCUCCAAACUCAACACACUAAAUGAGUGGGAGAAUAUUGCAAAAGCUCUAGAGUCUUCUACAACAACAACUAUUGCUGCAACAUGUUCAAAAGUACUCUCACUAAGCUACAAUCACUUGCCUCACCACUUAAAGGCAUGCUUUUUAUAUUUAGGGAUUUUUCCAGAAGAUUAUGAGAUCAAUGCUAAUGAGCUUUCAAGGUUAUGGUCUGCGGAAGGACUUGCAAAGGCAUCCGAGAAUGAAAACUUUGAUGUAGUGGCUGAAAGGUACAUACAAGAACUUAUGGAUCGAAACCUAAUUCUUGUGAGCAAGUGGAGUUGUUGUGGAAGAAAAAUUAAAGUGUUUGGAGUGCAUGAUUUAUUGCAUGCGUUUUGUGUGAAAGAAGCUGAAAAGGAGAACCUUUUACAUGUUGUACGAGAAAAUGGUUCAGAUUUUCGACAAAGAUGCUUCCGUUGGGUAAGCAUACAAUCAUCAAAUUUUGAUGUGACUACACUAUCUUAUUCAUCAAGAAGCUGUCGGUCCAUCUUCUGUUUUUCCAAAGAAUACAUAAGCUUAAACUUGGAACAGUUCAAGCUAUUGAGAGUAUUCUUCUUUAUUGACGAGUUGAUGAAAUCCUCCCAAAUUUGUUCAUCAAAACUUGCAGAGUCUUUCUUGUUUGGAUCCUAA
Messenger RNA from Ipomoea triloba (trilobed morning glory), 1890 nucleotides. RefSeq names its product disease resistance protein RPP13-like. Gene Ontology annotation, biological process: defense response to other organism. The transcript has 2 exons. The coding region runs from base 46 to 1890 and encodes 614 amino acids. The record is from RefSeq and is a predicted model, not a curated record. Lineage: Eukaryota; Viridiplantae; Streptophyta; Magnoliopsida; Solanales; Convolvulaceae. Gene Ontology annotation, molecular function: ADP binding.